ACACUAACAGGCUAACCAAUAUAGUGCGCGGUCUAUGAGGAUGAAUAGGAUACGGUUGUUCUCAAUCCAUCAGAUUUCUCUGCUGGUGUAAUUAUAUUUUUCAUCGGAUCACAUCGUUAAUCUGUGAUCACGUCGAAUGAAGUAAGCGCAUAUUUUCAUUUUGUUUUAUCAAGUUUAUCUUAACCAGAUGACGACAUAGUAGCUAGCCUAUAAUAGGCCACAGUAGGUCUAUAGACCUGCAUAAUACGACUAUGAUCAGAUGAUUAAUACGUCUACCCUCGGAUCGUAAACUAAAAGAGAAAUCAUUGUAGAUCAAUGACAACUGUAUAGCGAGUAUUACGUAAUUCUUCAAAGCCGUAAACAGUCUUAAUAAACGGAUCAUGGAGGACGUGCUAUAUGGAUAGACAUCAUGAUACGGUUAGGAUAAAAGCGAAUUUCUGCUGGUAUGAUUUUUUUUAUCGCAGCACAUCAUUAACCUAUUAUGAUCACGUUGAAUGAGUCAGCGCAAUAUGUUUUUAUCAAGUUUAACGCUAAGUGUAUGAUGUAAUCUUAUCCAGAUGACGACAUGUAGCUACUACAGAGGCAUAUACUAGAGCAAAGUCCCUUGUCAGGCUUGGAUAUUAAUUGGACUUUGCAUGUGAUUAUACAGAGAGAAAGAAUAAACGGAUAACAUUGUCUGACGAGGUUGACUAAAAUGUAGUUAAUGAUGGUUAACAAGGUUUGAUAGGAAAGACACGUUGACCAGCCGUAUGUUCAGAGCGAACUGGACAAACAAAACUGACCGGAUGAGUUUAGCAAUUUGACCAGAUCAAAGCGAAUAAUCAGGAACUCAUAACGUCUGCAUGAUAAUUCGAAAUUGUACUCAAAGAAUUGUCGGUAUAUCACUUACAUUUGUUUCAUUACAUGAUAUUUUAUCGACGUUGGAAUUUUUUCUGCCCUCAAGAAAUUAAGAAGAAUCUCAAAAUGCCCGAUGCUCAGAUAGAUGGAGAAGGAGAAGGAGGAGGAGAAAUGAUAGAUGUGAUGACGUCAGAAGGAAUUGAUGUGACGAUACCUGAACAUGAUGAUGGAGUUCACAACACAGCGGUUGCCUUGGCAACCAUAGGAGCGUCAACGACCAACGUAGGGGUGAUCGACUCCAAUGAUGACCACGUUGAGAAGACCCAUCUUAAGUAUGGAGAGAAAGAAGGCUUCAAAUACAAAGAAAGCAUGAAACUUCUUAUACCGAUCCGUCUCAAACCUACAAACGAAGAAUUUUCACCGAUGGAUCACAGCGGUCUGAUAUCGUUUGUUUGGCUUUCCUGGAUGUCUUCUUUAUUCAUGAAGGCUUACAAGAGGACGCUGGAGUACUCGGACCUGUGGACGAUGUCGGAUUACGACAGAGGCGAUUACAACGGUGACAGAUUUGAGCAACUUUGGGCUGAAGAGGUUGCACUGAAAGGAAGCGAGGAGGAAGCAUCCAUGGGCAAAGUAGCAUUUCGGUUUGUACGGACGAGACAGAUCAUAUCAGCUUCGGUCUUGGUCGUAUCAAUGAUGGCUUCAUUCCUAACGUCGGCGGUCGUCGUCCAGAGGCUACUGGAAUACACCGAGCAGGAGGAGGUCGAUCUGUGGUACGGCAUCGUCCUCGUCGUCUGCAUCUUCUUCCUUCAGAUCGUACGAAUAUCGGGCGACGUGUUCUUCUGGACGUUCAGCUGUCGUACGGCCACACGGUUACGCAGCGGUGUUCUCACGGUGGCGUUCCGGAAGCUGGCUAACCUCAGAAGCCUGAAGCAGCACAGUGUUGGUGAGAUCGUCAACGUGUGCGCUAACGAUAGCCAGCGUCUGUUCGAUGUAUGUGUCAUCGGAAAUUUCCUCGUGUCGUCAGCGGCCCUCCUCAUAUCGACGCUCGUCGCCACGCAGUUCAUCGUCGGUGUCGGAGCGUUGAUCGGGACCCUAGCGACGUUCAUCAUCUUUAUACCCCUCCAGGCGGUGGCGGGGAAGACCAUCUCGAAGCUGAGGAUGAAAUGUAUCAAGGUGAUCGAUGUUCGUGUUCAGAAAAUGAACGAACUCCUGACCUUCAUCAAGCUCAUCAAGAUGUACGCCUGGGAGAAACCAUUCUCAAAGGCAAUAGGAGGUAUACGUGGACGAGAAAGGACUUAUUUGGCCAAGGCAGGAAUCCUCCAGAGUUUUAGUUUAUCUGUCGUACCCAUCGUUCCAAGCCUUGCUUCUGUACUUUCGAUUAUUAUACACGUCUCAAUGGGCAACUCACUCUCCGCCGCACAGGCCUUUACGCUUGUAUCGUUAUUGAAUGUGUGUCGUGCCGUGAUUGGACCAACUCCUUUCGCAAUCCGUAUGCUGGCCGAAUCUACAGUAGCACUGAGACGAUUGAAGUCAAUCAUUAUUAUGGAAAAGGCAACACCAAGUGAGAAGCUGAAUGGGAGUAGCAAGAACGUGAUCGAGAUCACCGGCGCAGAGUUCGGAUGGGACGUUAUCACAAACAAAGAAGACGAGAAAGAACAAACCGCCAUGGAAACUGCCAUCGAAGAUGAGAACCAGAACGGAGAAGUCAAAAUGAAUGGACACGAUAACAAAGAAGUGGUCAUAAAGAAUGGGUCGACAGAGAAUGGCAAGACAAACGGGGUUACGAAACCGAAGACGAAUGCCGAACAAUCGAGAGGUCAGAAAAAGAUGGCUGUGGAAAAGGUCUCGAGCAAGACUGUCUCUGUUCUAUUUGAUAUCAACUUUGAUUUACCAAAAGAACAACUCGUUGGUGUAUGCGGAUUGGUCGGAAGCGGUAAAUCUUCUUUGAUCAACGCCAUCUUGGGUCAGAUGGAGAAGGUCAAGGGCUCCUGCAAGGUCAGAGGAAAGUUCGCGUACGUGGCCCAGGAGGCCUGGAUCUUCAAUGCUACGGUCCGGGAGAACAUCCUCUUUGGGACACCCAUGGAUGAGGAGCGAUACGCAAUGGUCCUCGAGGCCUGUAGCCUCAAACAAGACCUGGAGAUAUUAACCAAUGGAGAUCAGACAGAGAUCGGGGAGCGUGGAAUCAACGUGAGCGGAGGUCAGAAGCAAAGAAUUAGUCUAGCCCGUGCCGUGUACGCAGACAAUGAUGUCUACUUCCUCGAUGAUCCUUUGAGUGCAGUAGACGCACACGUUGGGGAACACAUCUUCAACAAGUGCCUCAAGGGGGUCUUGAGCAACAAGACUAUUCUCUUUGUCACACAUCAGCUUCAGUAUCUACAGGACUGCGACUCCAUAGCAGUAAUGGCGGAUGGUCGGAUCGUGGAGAGGGGGACUCAUAGUGAGUUGAUGACGUCAGAAGGAGAGUAUGCUCGCCUUAUCACGACGCAUUAUACCAAGCCGGAAGAAGAGGAAGGGGAAGGGGGCUCAGACUUACACCCACAGUCGCCAAAGCUGAAAAGACAACUCAGCCGACAGAAGUCGUCCACAUCAAGUGCAGCUAGCGAGGAUGAGUUUAUCAACCCCGAUGAAGAAAAUGAAGGUCAGUUGACAACCACAGAAGGUCGAUCCGGUGGUUCGUUAUCCUGGAGGACUUACCAUGGUUACAUCCAGGCAAUGGGAGGCUACUUCUUCGCAUUGACAGUCAUCUUUGCUUAUGUCCUCGUAGUUGGAAUGUUAACCUUCAAUAACUGGUGGCUUAGUUAUUGGAUUGAAGUCAGUGGUAACAGACCAUAUAACGAGACUUUAGGUGAGGAACCGCCAACCUUAGUAAAUGAUCCGGAUCUAUGGUUCUACAUGUUGGUGUAUGGUGGCUCUCUUUUCCUUAUAUUCGUCGUUGCUGCUAUCAAGAGCGUACUUUAUAUGAAGUAUACCCUAAAAUCGUCAUCCACAUUGCACAACCAGCUCUUCAGAACCUUGAUUCGAAGUCCAAUGAGUUUCUUCGAUACUACACCUACUGGACGAGUUCUCAACAUGUUCUCGAAAGAUUUGGAUGAACUCGAUGUGAUGCUCCCAAUAAACAUGGAACUAAGUCUUAACUAUCUCUUGACGAUCAUGGCAUCGUUGAUCACCAUCAGCGUCAUCUUCCCGUACUUCCUGUGCGCUGUCAUCCCCAUCAUCAUCAUCUCCUACUUCAUCCUCGUCUUCUACCGGAAGGGCGUCAACGACAUGAAGCAGCUAGAGAAUGUCAGCCGGUCGCCGUGGUUCUCGCACAUCGGCUCGACCGCGAUGGGGUUGACCACCAUCCACGCCUACGAGAAAACCAAUGAUGUCAUCACGAGGUUCGUCGAUCUUUUGAAUGUGAACGCGUAUCCCCUGAUGCUCUUUCGAAUGGCCACCCGAUGGGCGGGGGCUCGGCUCGAGGUCCUUGUCGUACUCGUCAUCACCCUCACCAAUCUUUUGGUUGUCAUCUAUCAUGGGCAGAUAUCGCCCUCUAUCGCUGGUCUGGCUGUCUCUUAUGCGAUGCAGCUAACAGGUCUAUUCCAGAUUACGAUGAGUAUGAUGGCAGAUACUGAAGCACGGUUCUUUUCAGCUGAAAGGAUGAUGCAAUACAUAAGGAAUUUGAAACCCGAGGCACCGGAGAGCAUCCCAUCCAAAGUACCUGCAUCGGGCUGGCCGAGUAAAGGAGAGAUUAAGUUUCAUGACUACCGGAUGAGAUACAGAGAGAAUCUUCCACUGGUGCUUAAAGAUGUUAGGUGUACCAUCAAACCAGGGGAGAAGAUCGGAAUUGUGGGAAGAACGGGUUCAGGAAAGUCAUCUUUAAGCGUUGCUUUGUUUCGCCUGGUGGAAGCGGACAAGGGGUCUAUAAGUAUUGAUGAUGUAGACAUCUCGGGACUAGGACUCUUUGAUUUGAGAUCAAAGAUGUCAAUUAUCCCUCAGGAUCCGGUGCUCUUCAUCGGUACAGUUCGAUAUAAUUUGGAUCCGUUUGGUCAAAGCAGCGAUGUCGAUCUGUGGCAGGUUCUAGAAAAGGCGUACAUGAAGGAAAAGAUAAGUUCACUAGAGGGCGGGCUUGAGGCUCCCGUAACAGAAGGAGGAGAUAAUUUUUCUGUUGGUGAGAGGCAACUGAUGUGUAUGGCGAGGGCUUUACUCAGAAAUAGCAAGAUUUUAUUCUUGGACGAGGCAACAGCAGCAAUCGACACAGAAACAGAUAGCUUGAUCCAACAAACAAUAAGAACAGCUUUUAAUGAUUGUACUACACUCACUAUAGCACAUCGACUCAAUACAGUACUCGACUCAGACAAGAUACUUGUCAUGGACGACGGGAAGGUGGCAGAGUUUGACUCACCGGCGUCCCUACGAGCCAACACAUCAUCUAUCUUCAGUGGGAUGCUGGCCGCUGCGGACUCUCAGGGCAAUCAAGAUAAAUCAUCGUAGCGUUUAGAAUAUUCAAUUUUUAUAC
Molecule: messenger RNA, 5332 nt
Organism: Lytechinus variegatus (green sea urchin)
Lineage: Eukaryota; Metazoa; Echinodermata; Echinoidea; Temnopleuroida; Toxopneustidae
Product: multidrug resistance-associated protein 5-like
Exons: 28
Coding region: 904-5307 (1467 amino acids)
Biological process (GO): transmembrane transport
Cellular component (GO): membrane
Molecular function (GO): ATP binding; ABC-type transporter activity; ATP hydrolysis activity
Source: RefSeq, a predicted model, not a curated record